AUGUCGUAUUCAACUGAAGAUUAUGCUAGGUUCUAUAUUAGGGAGAUGGUUAAGUUGCAUAGAGUGCCUUUAUCCAUCAUUUCAGACAUAGGAAACCAGUUCACUUCUCAGUUUUGGAGAUCUUUUCAGAAAGGACUUGGUACUCAAGUUAAACUUAGCAUAACUUUGCACCUGCAGACUGAUGGUCAGGCUUGCAAAAUCUCUACCAGACAUGCUCAUGGCUGUGACGAAGAGAGUAAUAACGGGCUUGGCAACAAUGUAGACAACUUUCGCAAAUGGGUUGAUGUGGUAGAAAGGGUUGUAACUAUUUUGAAAACUGACAUGAGAGACUUAAAGGGGAAAGCUCUGAUACAUAAUAGUGAAAUGGCUAUGUUAGCUGAGAGUAUAGUGAUCACAAAUGAGGAAGAUAAUGAGGAUACAACAGAGAUGCAACAAGACAUGAAGGCAUCCCUGAGGACAACCCACUCGCAGGGAGAUAAAACAGAGUCUAGUGUGCCGUUCAAGCAUCGUGAUGAUGACACAAGUGAUGAAAUUGAGGCAGGUUAUAAAGAAGAAGAUAUUGAAUGA
Messenger RNA from Solanum tuberosum (potato), 567 nucleotides. RefSeq lists its product as uncharacterized. NCBI's taxonomy places the organism in Eukaryota, Viridiplantae, Streptophyta, Magnoliopsida, Solanales, Solanaceae. The coding region runs from base 1 to 567 and encodes 188 amino acids. Gene Ontology annotation, molecular function: nucleic acid binding. The transcript has 3 exons. The record is from RefSeq and is a predicted model, not a curated record.